UUGCUGAGCAGAGCUUCCCCCCCACACACAGAGCUUGGUACAGCCCAGAGUUGUCAAGUUCGCAGCAGCAGUCUCUGCCUCAACUGGGAAAGUUUCCUGUGACUCUGCCAACCGUCCGGACCAGAGGUUUCCUAAACCAGCUGGAAAUCGAAAUCAUGCUUGCUAUGGUAAAACCUUUUAAAGGCCAGAAGUACCAUGAGCUGAAGCAGGCGUGCCUCCGAGAGCACCGGCUCUUUGAGGACCCCGAGUUCCUUGCUGGGAACGAGUCCCUCUUCUUCAGCCGCCGCCUGCCAGGCCCAGUGGAAUGGAAGCGGCCCAAGGACAUCUGCGACAACCCACACCUGUUUGUGGGUGGAAUCAGCUCCCACGACUUACACCAGGGAAAGCUGGGAAACUGCUGGUUCGUAGCAGCCUGUUCUUGUCUGGCCCUCCAGGAAUGUCUCUGGAAAAAGGUGAUCCCCAAGGCAAAGGAGCAGGACUGGGACUGCCGAAGGCCUGAGAAACAUGCCGGAAUAUUCCACUUCCGCUUCUGGAGUUUUGGUGACUGGACUGACGUGGUGAUUGACGACCGGCUGCCCACCAUCAAUGGGGAACUGAUAUUCUGCCACUCUAAUGUGCCCAAUGAAUUCUGGAGUGCCCUGCUGGAGAAGGCCUAUGCAAAGCUAGUUGGCUGUUACGAGGCUCUCGACGGCGGGAAUACCGCAGAUGCCAUGACGGACUUCACUGGGGCUGUGUCUGAAUCCAUCGACCUGAGGAAAGGCAAUUAUGGCAAGUUCCUCCUGGAGCAGACCAAGCUCUUUGAGGAUCUGCUCAAGGCCCACGACAGAGGAGGCCUCAUCAGCUGCUCCAUCCUGCCUGACAUGGCCAAUGAGCGUCAAGGGACCACUGAGCAGGGUCUAGUGAGGGGCCAUGCCUACUCAGUGACUGACAUCCGCAAGCUGCGCCUUGGAGGACGACUCCUGGCUUUCUUCAAGGCGGAAAAGCUCUUCAUGAUCCGGAUGAGGAACCCAUGGGGAAAGCGAGAAUGGAAUGGGCCCUGGAGUGACAGCUCUGACGAGUGGCACAGAGUGAGCGAGGUGGAGAAGAAGAACAUGGGACUCAGUGUGACGGAUGACGGAGAGUUCUGGAUGGCCUUUGAUGACUGGUGUAACAACUUUACUGAUGUGGACAUCUGCCGCAACCUGAACACCUCCAUCUUCAGCAUCCACAAGACCUGGGAGAAGGCCACAGUGCGUGGAGCUUGGCUCCAUGAUGAGGACCCUCUGAUCAAUCGGGCUGGAGGCUGCUUCAACAACCGUGCGACCUUCUUACAGAACCCCCAGUAUGUCUUCAACAUCAAUAAGGAAGAGGACAAAGUCCUCAUUUCCCUGCAGCAGCGUGAUCGGCGCCCUUACCGCAAGGAUGGGAGGGGAGAAAACUACAUCAUUGGCUUUGAGAUCUUCCGGGUGGAGUUGAAUCGCGAAUACCGCCUCCAUCGGCUGCAGGUCCAGGAGAGGGUGGUGGGCUCCACCUACAUUGACUCCCGCACGGUGUUUCUGAGAACCAUCCUGAAGAAGGGCCGCUAUGUCAUCAUCCCCACCCUGUUCCAGCCUGGUGACAUCAGCGAAUUCAUCCUAAAGCUGUUCACUGACGUUCCCUCGGAGCUCAGGGAACUGACGCUGGACAAGCCCGAGCCCUGGUGUGGGAGCUUCCUGUGCGGCUAUCCCCAGCGAGUCACCCAGCUGAGCGUUCACAGCGUGGAGGGCCUCGACAGACAGAACGGCUCCAGAAGUGCCAACCCCUACCUCAUCAUCAAGUGUGGGAGGGAAAGUGUCCGCUCCCCUGUACAGAAAGAAACCUUCGAUGCUGUUUUUGACACCCAGGCUAUAUUCUACCGCAAGAAUCUCAAGGAUCCCAUUGUGGUACAGGUCUGGAACAAAAAGCUUCUGUGUGACCAGUUCCUGGGACAAGUGACCCUGGUAGGUGAGCCAGGUGACUCUCGGGAGCUGAGGACCCUCCAGCUUCGGGAUAAAGGUGCUCCAGACGCCCCACCUGUGACCGGGCACCUCAGCCUCAAGGUGGUAUCCACCGACAACCUCAUGGAGCUCUGAAAGCCUGGCCCCGGCCUCCCUCUGGCACUCUCCCUGGCCGAGCCCUCUGUUUUCUUUUUUGAGGGCCAG
Messenger RNA from Vombatus ursinus (common wombat), 2159 nucleotides. RefSeq names its product calpain 6 (gene CAPN6). Gene Ontology annotation, biological process: proteolysis. The transcript is spliced from 13 exons. NCBI's taxonomy places the organism in Eukaryota, Metazoa, Chordata, Mammalia, Diprotodontia, Vombatidae. The record is from RefSeq and is a predicted model, not a curated record. Gene Ontology annotation, cellular component: cytoplasm. The coding region runs from base 156 to 2090 and encodes 644 amino acids. Gene Ontology annotation, molecular function: calcium-dependent cysteine-type endopeptidase activity.